Molecule: messenger RNA, 2347 nt
Organism: Chelonoidis abingdonii (Abingdon island giant tortoise)
Lineage: Eukaryota; Metazoa; Chordata; Testudines; Testudinidae
Source: RefSeq, a predicted model, not a curated record
GUCCAUCCAGAUUACAGUCCUGCGUCCCAAGCAGGAAGCCAAGCCCGAGCAUGAAGCCAUGGAAGCGACCUCUGAGUCUGUAUACAGUUACAAAGGAGAAAAGCAAAGAAAAAUUAUUCUAACUGUGGAACAGAUCAGAGAUCAGCACUUUCUGAUGGUAUUAUGGGGAGCAGGGGCAGCCUGGUGUCCUCAGCUUCAAAGGAAAAAGGAUCACAUAUGGGAAUUUAAAUAUUUACUUGCCCAACGUAGUUCUAUUUCAGGUGACAUUGAACUGCACACAACUCCAUGGUCAUCCUGUGAGUGUCUGUUUGAUGAUGAUAAAAGGGCAGUUGAAUUUAAAGAGAAGUUUCAAAAAAGUGAAAAGUCUCUCAUGAAAAUGACAAAUCUGUCAACACACUUGGAGGAAAAAUGUUCAGGAGUGAUUCAGUUGAAAGCCCAUGUCUUAGACUUGAAGUUUACCAUUGCUACACCCCAGUACAGGCAACUCAUCUUAGAUGCUGACACUUCAUUAGAAUGUAUUUUGGCUUCUCUUCCUAUGAUCAUCUAUUCAGGUUGUGCAAAAUGUGGGUUGGAACUACACAUUGAUGAGAACAAGAUCUACAAGCAAUGCCUUAGUUGCUUACCAUUUAACAAAGUGAGAAAGUUCUACAGACCAGCGCUGAUGACUGCAGAAGACAAAGGAUGUGAGAUUUGUAUUCAAGUAGUGUCAGAGUUGAUGGAGAAAAUCUUCCUUAAUAUUCCUGCAGACUGGCUGAACAGAUUCAUAGUGCCUCCCUCAGAUACUACCUAUGGCAUGAUAGUGGCAGACCUGUGCCACUCGCUGCUAACAGACACUGAAGCAUCCUAUCUGUUGGACGUUAGAAGCCAUUUUGUGCUGGAUGAAAACAGCUAUCCUUUGCAACAGGAUUUCUUUCUGCUGGAUUUCCAUCCUGAUCUCUGAAGCCCUGUCCUCACAGUGACUGAUUAACAGAGACCUUAUGAACAAGCAGAUUGCAAAAAAAAAAAAAAAAAAGAGAAGAAAAAUUAAUUACCUCAUAGGAACAUAGGAGAAAGCUGUAAAAAAAAAAAAAAAAAAAAAAAAAAAACACACAGUGAAAAAGGUUUUUAUCUUUACUUUGUACCAAAAGCUAAAAGGCUAAAAAUGAAAAUCCACCAAUUGUAUAUAUUGCUUCUGUAGUAUUUUAUGAAUUGUCAUAUAGUGAUUUUAUAUCUAUAUUUUAAAGAUUUUGCAUAUAUCUUUAUUUUAAAAAUGAUUUCACCAAUGUUUUCUCCUCAUCUUCCUCUUUUCUUAGCCCCUUCAGAAAAGUCUUCUGGUGUUGAUAGACAGUGAAGUCUUAUGAACAUUGGCAGAGGAGAGGGAAGCCAUUAUUCUGUAGUGUGGUCUUAGUUGUAAGAUACUCUGUUUUUGUUAUUUCUUAUGCCUUUUCUUUGGUUCCCCUCCUCUCUCCUGCAGACAGCAGAGUCUCUUCUUCAUUUUCUCCCAGCAAUAUAGUCUUGCCUUUGUCCCACCAGAACACUUUCUCACUCAAGAAUCUCAAUUUCUGAGCCCACCAUACAAAUUGUGUAGCUAGGGACUGAUCUUCACACACAAGUCACACUGGUUUAACUAAAACUGAUAUUAAAAACUGUUGAGUUAAACUGCUGCAAACUCCUUUGUGGACCCUCUUAAAUUGAUUUAACCCUGGUAUAUAUUGAUUUAUUUUAAGUUGGCAAGAAAUUGAUUGAAGCCAAAUCAAUAUAAGCCAGAUUUCUAUCUCAUUAACACUAUCCAUGCAGGGUUUUGCACCAAUUUAAAUAGAUUUAAAAACACAUCUUCAGUUAAAUUUUGGCUCACCUUUGCAUUCAGACUGGGACUAAAACGAAUAUAUAGAAAUCAUGAGUUGACUCCCAUCUGGUCCACAGUUACACUGCUGAAGGGGCUGAUAGAGCCAGUCUGUGUGGAUAGUCCUGUGAGUGGCUUUAACAAUUUUCCCAUGUUUAGUAUUUAAGAGAAAUCUUGUCUGAGCACAGGAUUGGUAACGAGCAACUCCUGAGUUGUAAUUCUGGGUUUGUCAUUUGCUACUUCUGGUUUCAUUUAACCCUCUACCUUGUUUGUACCUUCAGCUCUAAAAUGGGAUAACCUCUCAGGAAUGUCUUGAGGAUCAGUUAAUGUUGGUAAACCACUGAGAGUGCAGAAAGUGCUGCCCAAUCUUAUCCAAGUAUAGACCUUUUUCAUCUUUGUUUUGCUGUAGUCAUCUCCCGUCUAUAUCAAGCCCAUUUUAGUUGGUUCUUAUCUCAUUGUGUUGUUGUGUUCAUAUUGAGUUUGAAAAGUUUACAGUGCAAAUAAACUAUGAAGCAUCUUGUGAUA